GUUACAGAGCUAGCAAGGAGAUCCUAAGUAUUAUAACGAAAUUCGAACUAGAAUCAUUGAAAAUGUGGUCGAAGAAAAUUAACAAAUUAAGUGUAUUUCUAUUAUUGAUGGUCCUAGUAAAUGUCUCCCUAGGUGAAACUACUUUGGACCCUUUAACAAGCGUAUCUGGCCAGAAUCAGGAGCUUAAUGGAGAUGCAGUAAUUGUGGAAAAUCUAAAUUCAAUUGAGGGAAGUGGAAAUGCCGAAGAUGAAGUUUUACUAGUAACUGAGACCGCAAAUGAUUUGGAAAAUCCUACUGAAUCUGUUACAGAAUCUGCAAAUAAUGCUGAAGAUGUUCAGAAUACACAGUCUCCCAACAAUGACUCGUCUAGUACAGAAUCAAUUAUUGAAACAACUACAACAACAAAUCGAAUAGAAUGUGUUUGUGAUUGUACUGCGGCUAAUGGUAAUCAAGUUACAGUUGGUUGUUCUACCCAAACGCCAGAAGUGAUAAUAACCGAAACUACACAACAAACAGAGGAAAACACUUCCUCUAACAAUGACUCCACAUUGCCGAACAGUGAAACUACCAAGUCAGACAUUGAAGAAGAAACUACAGAAACCACUAGUGAAUCUAAUGCAGAACAAACUACUGACGAACCAGAAACUACUACUCCAGCAGCUCCUCCAGUUUGUUCCACUCCCGGUAUACAGGCUAAUGAGCUAAAUUGCCAACAAUAUAACGAUUGUUCUUUAGAAGGAUCUCUUGAUGGCAGCUUUCAUUUGCUUACAAAAUCAUGUCCCGAAAAACAAGCCUUCAAUAUUGAACUUAAUCGUUGUAGUCGUGAUAUUUCCUCUUGUUCUCUGCCCAUUCAGUGUCUAGUUAAAGGUGGAGUAGCUGAUCCCACCAGCAAUUCUUCAUAUUAUCUAUGUGAACCUCGUCUCAUAGGUGCUGGUUUUCGUAUUUUUCAUAUUGAUUGCGCUUCCCAUGAAAUUUUCUAUCCAGAAUUGGGCAAAUGUUUUGUAGACUUUAAUAAUUUACCCACCCAAGAUGUGCCGCUCUUUGGUUGGAAUCAAAUCAGAGAUAUUGACAUUGUUAAGGCCGAAUUGAAGCUAUUAAAGGAACAGGAUAAACUGCAACUGAAACAAGAAAAAGAACGCCUGAAAGCUGAAGAAAAAUUACAAAAAGAAUUGGAAAAAGAAGCAAAAAAGAAAGCGAAAGAGGAAGAGAAAAUCAACAAAGAAAAGGCCAAGUUACAAGCCGCUAGUAUUGUGUGUGUCCAGGAAGGUAAUUAUGCCUCCGAAAUUGCUGAGAAUAUUUAUUAUGCCUGUAUUACCAAGAAGGGUAAAUUGAAGGCUAUACCCAUGCAAUGUGGUUUUGGAGCAACAUUUAAUGCAGAAACUGGUACCUGUAUCAACAGUUUAGCCAACCUUAACGCUAGUGUUAGCGAUAAUGAUGAUGAUGACGAUGAUUAAAUUUAAAAUUUGUUUAAAAUAUUCAACUUAUGGUGUGUUCAAUUUGUUUUUAAUAAAUAUUUAUUAUUAAUAAAAAAAAAGUUCUUAAAUCUA
This is a messenger RNA of Lucilia sericata (common green bottle fly), 1547 nucleotides long. RefSeq lists its product as uncharacterized. The coding region runs from base 63 to 1454 and encodes 463 amino acids. The record is from RefSeq and is a predicted model, not a curated record. Gene Ontology annotation, molecular function: chitin binding. NCBI's taxonomy places the organism in Eukaryota, Metazoa, Arthropoda, Insecta, Diptera, Calliphoridae. The transcript is spliced from 2 exons. Gene Ontology annotation, cellular component: extracellular region.